UAGCACAAAAUGUUAUUUAGCGCGUAAUUCAGGCUCUGUGUUCAGACGUCUGUUCGCGGGAAAGAACAGUCGUGUUAAGACAGAGAAUAAGGAUAAGGAGCUAAUCGGAAUUAAUUUUCUACAAUAAAUAUACAUAGCCAUAUUUUAGAGUUAAUCACUCCGACUUCCACAGAAGCAUAGGGAUGCUUUUUCGUUCAAUUGUUGGAAAUCGUCUCGGCAGACAACGACAAAAUGUUUUACCUGUACCCUGGACCAAGUACCCUUUGAGCUCACUCCUGGAAGGCUACCAGUGUGUUCGCCAUGAUGAACACAUCUCCUAUGGGAACCUUGGUGAUUCCGUGCCCCCGUUUGGAUUAUCUUUCUCCUCUGUACGAGAGAUUCAAGAUGUUCUGGCUGUGGCAAAUGAAGAAGGUAUUGUUAGGAUUUACAAUACAGAGGGACGAGGAAGCCAACUCCUGAAAGAAUGGCUGGCUCAUGAGAAUGCUGUCUUUGAUUUAGCAUGGAUGCCAGGAGAGUCUCAACUGGUAACUGCUUCAGGUGACCAGAUGGCCAGUUUGUGGGAUGUGAAGUCAAGUGAACUUUUAGGCAGCUUCAAGGGCCACCUCUGUAGCCUCAAAUCUGUUGCAUUUGCUCCUGAAGAAAAAGCUGUAUUCUGUACUGGUGCAAGAGAUGGAAAUAUUUUGGUGUGGGAUAUCAGAUGCAGUAAAAAAGAUGGUUUCUACAAACCAGUCAAACAAAUUCAGGGUGCUCAUAACAAAGCAGAGUCAAACCACUCAUCUAAAACAAAGAAGAGACGACUCAGCACUCGUGGCAUGGCUCCUAGUGUGGACACCCAGCAGAGUGUAACUGUGGUUUUAUUCCAAGAUCAGCACACCCUUAUCUCCUCGGGAGCAGUUGAUGGGGUUAUUAAGAUGUGGGACCUAAGGAAAAACUACACUGCACACCAUCACGAUCCAAUUGCCAUGCAGACGUACCCUUAUCCUGGUUCUUCUAUGCGCAUGCGACUUGGUUAUUCUGGACUUGCCCUGGACUCCACAAGGUCUAAUGUCAUGUGUAACUGUACCGAUGACAACAUUUACAUGUUCAAUAUCAGUGGAAUAAAAACUACACCAGAGGCAGUUUUCAGUGGCCACCAGAACUCAUCUUUUUACAUCAAGUCCACAAUUAGCCCAGAUGACCAGUUCUUGGCCAGUGGUUCAAGUGAUAACCACACAUACAUCUGGAAGAUUUCUGAUCCCAUGCAUCCCCCCAUGACUCUUCAAGGCCACAAUGAGGAAGUGACAUCUGUUGCAUGGUGCCCAACAGACUUCACUAAGAUCGCAUCCUGCUCUGAUGACCACACUAUACGCAUCUGGCGCCUUCAUCGUGAAAUAGAUAGGGCACAGUCAUCAGUAGGAGAGGCGAAUCUCGUUGGAUGGGCAUGUGCGAAGAGUCCACACAAACCUUCGAGCCCCACUGAAACAACCCCUGCUAAGGACCAGAGGGCUGAGAGCAUUGGAGUGCUGCCCUCUCCGCGUAUUGCCUCCUGUGCUCCAAGUGGGGCCGCCUUGCCUCUACCCUCCAGCACCACAUCCCCUGUCCAGUCACAGCAAGCAAAAGCCCCUAAUUGCCAGAGAACCCCACAUUCUAUCAAAUCAUGGCUAUCACCAAGACAAGGAUCUCCAAGCCAGAAAAGCCCACUGUUGCGUAAAGUACUGAGUCCAUGUCCUCAGAGCCCACCGGGCAGUGCAUCUACUAAGGCACCACGAGCUAAACGCAGGCUGGAGGCUGAUGAUGGCUUGUCUGAGGAAUGUGAUAGUGCAAAGCAGUGUGACUGUGUCUCAGAACUCUACUUGGUUGCCAAAAGAAGCCGGACCCAGUCUGGCAUCUGCUGCCAAGCUCAGGAGGGUCUCCUCCAGACAGACAGAUAUAAUGAGGAAGGGCAAGAAAAAUCAAAACAGACUGGCAAGGAGAACUGUAGCCCAGGAGUGACGGACUGGCUCUCAAUGAUGGGCCAAAAGAUGAGAGGUAGCCCAAGUCGUCCCCGUAGCCCCAGCACGGCAAAGAGACAAGCAGGCAAAGCACCAUCGUCACCGACACUAAGCUCGCCAGUGAACAUGAAAAAAAUUUCCUCUUAUUUCAUGAAGAGAUCUGCUGAGUGACCUGCAGAUUUCCAUCCAUUUGUUUCCGUUUGAAAUGCAUUAUUCUAUGUCAUUUUAACUGGAGCCCUAAAACUGCUUUGUAAUGAAUGUUUUAAAACUGAUUCAUUUAACCUUUGACAUAUACGCUCACAAAUUCUGACACCACCUUUAUAUUUAUUGAAGCAUAUUUUGUGUGUUCUACAGUAAGUGUUUAUGAUGCUGUGCAAAGUCUCUGACAUGACUUUAUGCAAUGUUGUGCGAAGCAUUUUCUUAUUUCCUGUAACGAUGUAACCUGUCUCUUGAAGCAUAAACAUUACUGUAAAUUGAUAAUUGUUCUAUCUUAGAGCCAUUUUAUGACCAUGUGUAAUUCAUCCACGUUGUUCUGCUCACAAUUAUUUUUGUGUAUUUUUUUUUGUUCUCAAGCAAAUGCUCCAUUUGUUAAUAUGUACAAAAUAACAAGCAAUU
This is a messenger RNA of Corythoichthys intestinalis (scribbled pipefish), 2585 nucleotides long. RefSeq names its product denticleless E3 ubiquitin protein ligase homolog (Drosophila) (gene dtl). Lineage: Eukaryota; Metazoa; Chordata; Actinopteri; Syngnathiformes; Syngnathidae. Gene Ontology annotation, biological process: proteasome-mediated ubiquitin-dependent protein catabolic process; mitotic G2 DNA damage checkpoint signaling. Gene Ontology annotation, cellular component: nucleus. Gene Ontology annotation, molecular function: protein binding; protein-macromolecule adaptor activity. The transcript is spliced from 15 exons. The coding region runs from base 183 to 2141 and encodes 652 amino acids. The record is from RefSeq and is a predicted model, not a curated record.